UGCGCCAGGCGCCGCCCCUCCGCGCAGCGCACACACGCACACACACAUCCUGUUCAGCUGAGGUUUGGCCACCGACCACAGGGACUCUUGGCCGGACUGAGAAAAAAAACCCUAAAAUGCUGCCUUUCCGCUCUAAACACAACUGAACUGCUGGAAAUAUAAGGAACUUUCCUCUUAGCCUCAGUUCCUGCCAGCACCAGCCAUGUCCUGCCGGGACAUCCACGCCACCAAUGCCUUCUCCUUCAUUAUUGCCUUAAUAUCUGUGGGAGGGAUCGCUGUGGCAACACUAAUCCCACAGUGGCGUGUGACAAGACUAGUCACCUUCAAUCGCAACGCCAAGAAUAUCAGCGUGUAUGAUGGGCUGUGGGCCAAGUGCGUGAAACAGGACGGCUACUCAGGUUGCUACUACUAUGAUUCAGAGUGGUACUCUAAAGUGGAUCAGCUGGACCUGAGGCUCCUCCAGUUCUGCCUGCCGACAGGUUUGCUGUUUGGCUCUACAGCCCUGCUGCUGUGCAUGGCCGGGAUGUGUAAGACCUGCUGCUGCUCCGACAAACCAGACCCAGACAUUAAGACCAUCCGCUGCCUGGUCAACAGCUCAGGCUGUCACCUAGUGGCCGGGAUGUUCUUGUUCCUGGGUGGAGCUAUCGCCAUAGCACCCUCAGUGUGGUUCCUGUUCCGCACAAAAGAGAUGAACAUCAUAUACGACAACAUUUUCUCGGAUGGGUUUGCUGUCUAUGUAGCCAUAGGUUGCUCUGGAGGUCUGAUGCUCGCUGCCCUGAUGAUGUUCAUGUGGUACUGCAUGUGUAAGAAGUUGCCUUCACCCUUCUGGUUGCCCCUCCCCUCGAUGUCAACUUCUCUGUCCACCCAGCCUCUCACUGCCAACGGAUAUCCUCCCUCCCCGGUCUACGGCCCCCAGCCUUUCCCACCACAGACCUACGCUCCCACUGUUAUCGAUGCCCAGCCUUAUGCACCGUCCCAGGGCUAUGCCCAGAGUGUGGCGGCCACUGUGCCACCCCAGGUCUACAUGUCGCAGAUUUCUGCUCCGGAUGGCUAUGGGUCAGAGGCAGGGGGGACUCAAGCCUACAGCUACGCUCCGUCUCAGAGCUAUGCUCCUUCUCAGGGCUACGCAUCCAGCUACGCCGGCCACCGCUACUCCACCCGCUCACGCAUGUCUGCCAUAGAGAUCGACAUCCCCGUACUUACACAGGGACAUUAGGAGAGACAGACUGAUGACCUCAGCACAUUGAAGUCUGCUCUCCAGUUUACGACAGCACUGAUCCAGUUCUUGCAUGCCUUCCUCUAUCGAUACAUUAAGAAAAUGAGGGAUGAAGGUUAAUACAAUUUAUGAGUGCUAUAUAAUGCCCUCUAGAGUGGCAGUUCCAAGCUGUCCAUUCGUUUCAGAUCUAAAAUAGCUGAUCAGAGAAUGAGCCUUAUUAGAGAGCCUGUAAGGUACCAUAUGAAGGAUAAGAUUUUCUCUAGAACAAAAAUCCAGCUGCCUGAUAGCACUGGUGUGAACAGACUUUCUCAACAGUUUAGUAUUGGUGAUUAAGUAGAGCCACACGGCUGGUUGGCAAAAGAUAAGUUUAAUGUUUUUUGUUACAUUUUUAUAUUGGGCAAAUCAUGUUAAUACACUAAUAAUGUGUCACUUUUAUAUUUAAAGCUGUCUCCGUGGAGGCCUUCUGUCAUCACUACUGUACAUAACACUGAUUCUGAUUAACCUCCAAGUCUUAGUUACUUGUUAAGUGGUUUUGAAGGGACGACUACUAACUGACUUACCCAUUUGUAUCCUGUGUCUUUCUGUUGUAUAACAUGAAUUCCUCGUAACGUCUCAGUGCCCUGUCGAGAGCAGCUGUUUUGUUUUGAAUGCACUAAUUGAUGUGAAUACUGUGCCAGGUUACAUUUGCCUUUGUAAACACAUUUUGUUAGCCUUGACUAUGUUUGAACAGUAUGGCCUCUAGCACAUUGCAUAACUUGUAGAUUUGUUGUACGUAUAAUGUUAACAUGAAUUUUAAUCAGAAUAUCUCAAGGAUAGCACUGAAAAUAACGCCAUAGUUUUCUGUUGGACACAGUGUUUGCUGAUUACAGUAUUUCUGUAUAGGAUUAAAUUUUAGUGUAGUGUAAUAAGUUAAAGGAUUGAAAAUCAUGUCCAUUUCUGCUCUCAAAUGCUAUCUAAUAAAAUGGUUUCCAUUUGGGAUACACAAUAAUAUCGGAACGUUAUCAGUAUCAGUCGAUAUUGGCUUUAAAAUGAAAUAUCAGUAUUGGCCCAAUUCAAAAUUUCUGCUGAUAGGUCAAAUCUGCCCUGGUUGAGGCUAAUGUUAGGAUUGUCUUAAGGAAAGUGUCAUCCCCUGCCCGUUUAAGUAGGAUGAAUCUUUAAAUUUUCUUUGAAAGAAGAUGUUGGGCAAAAAUGAAAUUAAGUUGUGUGUAUAUAUUUUGAGAAGCAUUUUAUUUUAUGUCUGCCUCUGCCAGUGGGCCGCCACAAUAAGAUUGGGCAAAAUAAUAUGUUCAUUCCACUACAAGAGACACCUGAUGUUCUCACCAAUGAGGUGAAAAAAAUAUGUGCCUAUAUCAGUUAUCAGAAUCAGCAAUCAGCCAAAAGAGUUGGAAAAUAUCAGCAUUUGAGAUAUUGUAAAAAAGAAAAAAAAAAAAAUCAAAUAUCAUGCAUCCCUAGUUUCCAUGGGA
This is a messenger RNA of Myripristis murdjan (pinecone soldierfish), 2679 nucleotides long. It is a transcript of the gene cldn12, whose product is annotated as claudin 12. Lineage: Eukaryota; Metazoa; Chordata; Actinopteri; Holocentriformes; Holocentridae. The transcript is spliced from 3 exons. The record is from RefSeq and is a predicted model, not a curated record. Gene Ontology annotation, cellular component: plasma membrane. The coding region runs from base 203 to 1216 and encodes 337 amino acids.